AUACCCAAGUAGGACUGGAGCUCGAGUCCGAAGCAAGAAGCAUCUGGAAUAGAACUAAAUCUCCACUAAUGUCUGUUUCAUAAACUAAACAAAGCGAAGUAUAGGCUGUCAGUUUCUACGUGUGUUCAUUAGCCUAUGGCUGCAACUUUAAAGGAUUAAUUCUUGAUUUCCCAAUUUAAGAACAUUUGAUCUUGUGGAUAGAAGAACGAACAAGGAAGGUUGGUUGUCUACUGAGUACAAAGUUCAUCUUCCGCCCCAUGGAAUAAGCUACCCGUAACUGAACAACAGUAGCCAGUUUUUUAUUUUCUUUUACUAUUUAAUGUGAGAUAUGGCGUUCAGGGCAAGAGUUUUGUACGACUUCAGUUCGGAAAACUCGGGGGAGAUAUCGAUUACUGAAAACGAAGUUGUGACUUUGUGCAGCGAAGAAGACAUAGAGGGAUGGCUGGAAGGGAUGAACAGUAAGGGAGAAACGGGACUGCUUCCAGCUUCCUAUGUAGAAAUACUCAAAGAUGGGUCUGACCUCCCGUUAAACGGUACGUCGGAGGAUGGUCAGACGGAUUCAUUCUCUAGUGGGUAUGAUUCAUCGUACCAAUCACAGUCAGUGAACAUCACAAAAGUUCCGACCCCCACCCACUCCGCCUACUCGGCGCAGCCUCCGUCGCAGCACAGCUACCAGACCAGCCAAGGGAGCGACGAUGACUGGGAUGACGACUGGGAUGACAGCUCUACAGCCACAGCUGACAAUCCCGCUGUGCUGGAUGGCAAUGCGUCCUCACCAUACCGGGUGACAACCUCCUUGCCCCGGCGUGACAGCGCACUUCAACAGGCCAAGACCUCAGCUACAGUAGGCAAAAACCUUAACAGAUUCUCCACCUUUGUCAAAUCUGGGGGUGAAGCUUUUGUGUUGGGGGAGGCCUCUGCCGUUGUGAAGGAUGGGGACAGGAUCUGUGUGGUAAUGGGUCAGUAUGGACCUGAGUGGCAGGGGGACCCAUACCCCUUCACCUGCACCAUUGACGACCCCACCAAGCAGACUAAGUUUAAAGGCAUGAAGAGCUACAUGUCAUAUGGUCUGACCCCUUCCCACACUCAGACCCUGGUCAGCCGCAGGUACAAGCACUUUGACUGGCUCUAUGCCCGGCUGGUGGAGCGCUUCCCUGUCAUCUCAGUCCCACACCUUCCAGAGAAACAGGCCACAGGACGCUUUGAGGAAGACUUCAUCUCCAAGCGCCGGAAAGGCCUGAUCUGGUGGAUGAACCACAUGACCUCACACCCCGUCCUGGCCCGCUGCGAUGUCUUCCAGCACUUCCUGACCUGCAGCAGCACGGAUGAGAAGACCUGGAAGCAGGGCAAGAGGAGGGCAGAAAAGGACCAGCUGGUUGGGGCCAAUUUCUUCUUGACCAUCAGCACCCCGGCUGUCCCUCUGGACUGGCAAGAGACAGAGAGCAAAAUCGAUGGCUUUAAGACCUUCACCAAGAAGAUGGAGGAGAACAUUGUGGUGGUCAAUGCCAACAUCAAUGAGUUUGCCAGGAAGCAGAUAACUGGCUUCAGGAAGGAGUACCAGAAAGUGGGACAGUCCUUCCGUCUACUGGGCCAAGCCUUUGAGAUGGACCAGCAACCGUACUCUGCUGGGCUGAACCGGGCCAUAGCCUAUACUGGAGAGACCUAUGAGGCUAUAGGAGACUACUUUGCUGAACAGCCCAGGCAGGAUCUAGACCCCAUAUCUGAUCUGCUGGACCUGUACCGAGGCCACCUAACCAACUAUCCAGACAUUAUCCAUGUCCAAAAAGGUGCCUUGACCAAAGUGAAGGAGUGUCAGAAACAGGAAGGGGAGGGAAGCAUCAAUGAACGCUGCAACAUCAUUUCCUGCGCCACACUGGCUGAGAUCCAGUACUUCCACCGUACACGCAUCAGGGACUUCCGGUCCCAGCUGCAGCACCACCUUCGCCAGCAAAUCAGCUUCUUCCAGAAGAUCACUGCCAAGCUGGAGGAUGCUCUGGAGAAGUACGACCACGACCAAUAGGGAGGCCAUACAGAGGGACCAUGUCAAAUAAGGAAGCUUUAACAAAAAAUAGUGACCAAUAAGAGGCUAUAAGGAAGGAAGUGAACAGGAAAUGGGGUGGCAUUGAAUGUGACAAGAGUUUAUAUCAAACCUUCAACCAUCAAGCUCAAAGUUCCCUCUAUCUGAACUGGAACAGACUUGACAACCAGACAGUCACAGUACGCUAACCCUCACCUCACUGAACAGGCCUUCAUAAAGCUGGGUGUGUUUUAUGGUUGUUGGGGAGGGAGGGGGGGGGUAGUAAUCUAUCAAAUACUGUAAAAGUUGUGUUCUUCACCUGAAUGUAUUGUUUAGUAUUCCAUAAUGGGGAUGUUAUCCACAGCAGAUGUUGUGACAAGAUAUAAUCUAACACUUGUAUCAUGUUUCUUUGUAUAGUGUAGAGGACCGAGGACAUACUUAUUGGAGUUGUGAGAGAAAUCAAGGAUUUUCUAUGUGCCUUUGUUAUUCACAGUCAGUACAUUAGCUAUUGCCUUAUUAUUUGCUAAUUUCCUGAAUAUUGUGAAUAACAUAAGCACAUCAGAUACUUUUGAUGUCUCCCACAGAGUAGUGUGGAACAGAGUACUACAGAACAUCUUUUCUCAGUCACACAGGAAAGCAGAAAACUUGUGGCUCAAAUUCAUAACAAAGAUAAUAUUACUAGUCUUCUGUAUGUAUGAUGUGACCAUGUAUGAGUCUGUGUUUGUGAUUGUUUGAAUGAUGACUUGGUGAAUUAACGCUACUGUGUUCCAUCUGAAUGAACGUGUAUGUAAAAGUAUGUAGAGGGGGAUUAAUUAAGGUAUUGGAACAAGUGAAUAAAAUGUAGGCGGUA
This is a messenger RNA of Hypomesus transpacificus, 2867 nucleotides long. It is a transcript of the gene snx18b, whose product is annotated as sorting nexin 18b. Gene Ontology annotation, molecular function: phosphatidylinositol binding; protein binding. Bases 329 to 2020 code for a protein of 563 amino acids. Gene Ontology annotation, biological process: protein transport; mitotic cell cycle; endocytosis. The transcript is spliced from 2 exons. The record is from RefSeq and is a predicted model, not a curated record. NCBI's taxonomy places the organism in Eukaryota, Metazoa, Chordata, Actinopteri, Osmeriformes, Osmeridae. Gene Ontology annotation, cellular component: cytoplasmic vesicle; plasma membrane.